Oreochromis niloticus (Nile tilapia) is the source of this 2873-nucleotide messenger RNA. RefSeq names its product aryl hydrocarbon receptor interacting protein-like 1 (gene aipl1). The coding region runs from base 1672 to 2481 and encodes 269 amino acids. NCBI's taxonomy places the organism in Eukaryota, Metazoa, Chordata, Actinopteri, Cichliformes, Cichlidae. The record is from RefSeq and is a predicted model, not a curated record. The transcript has 6 exons. Gene Ontology annotation, molecular function: protein binding; peptidyl-prolyl cis-trans isomerase activity.
CAGCUGAUCGGAGUGAGAAGCCGGUUUGAAGAACGGAGUUGGACCGGAGAGAGAGACCGGGGAGGAACCUCGAGGAGCAGCGAGAAGCAUGGGGUGGGACCGGACAACCGGAUACACAGAUUGGAUCGGGUUUUUUGGUGUUUUAUUUUUUUGGUAAAGGUUUAAACGUUAACACAGGAGUGCAAAAAGCGACCGUUUAAGCGGGUUAAAGUUGAGGGCUUUCGCGUCACGUCGAAACCUCUGGAAGUGUCACAAAAUUGAUUGAGAGUUAAGGUGUGGCUGAUGGUUUCUGUAAGGCUCCUGCGCUGACAGAAAAGCAGAAAAACCGAGUGAUUCCACUCGAGAGUAUUCAGUCAGGAGGUGGGGAGGGCUGAGAGUACACAUCUACCACAUCUACCAGUCAUUUUCAUUAAGGAUUAUAUUACAUAACAAAUGUAAUGCCAUUUGAUUUGCGCACCUUUCCGCUUAAAUCUCCCACGGUGGCCGCGAUUGAUUUGCAGACCGUUGCGCAGUUAAGGAGUUUUUUUUGGAGGGUUUAGGGUUUUUUUCCGAGCGGGUCGUUCUGGUUUCAUAAGUCUGAGAAACGUAACGGACGUGGCAACUUUACAGUAGCCAGCCCCGCUAAAUGCCACAGGCAAACUGGGCGUGUGGGGAGGAGGAUGAGGUGGAAGGGCGAGGAGGAGGAGGGGGGGGUGAGGGAACAGUCCGAACAGAGUCUAAUAAUCCUCAAAUCUCCCCCAAGCACGGCGCAAAUUGCGCAUAUUUGUCACAGUACGGCCACAUUGACGCGCACCUCGGCGGAACCAGAGGAUUGAGCUGAACUAAAGUAAGUGCGACUGUCAGAUACGUUUUUUGCAAACUUUUUUUUCAGGCGGAGGUGACAUUUAGAGGCUACAACCAUUAAAGGCAUUUCAUCGGGUUUUAUUGUCUUGUCAGUAGGAAAUGAAGACACGUAACUAUCCAGCAGCCACUGAAGGUGGUUUCUCGGUUGGUGACGCCUGUGUACAUUUAAAUAUAUAUAUAAAUAUAUAAAAAUAUAUAUUUACUGUAGUUGUUCGUGACACAGCCCGAGGAUAGACUGCGAUGGAGCGGGUGUGUCUUUGCCAAGCCUGACGUUUGCCCGCUGAAUAGACAGAUCUCUUGCUGGAGAGGAGAGGAAAUAUACGAGUUGCUCUUUAUGUUACAGUAGUCUGUUUGACUUGUCAAAGACAACCGAGGAGUCAUUCCUCGGUAUUAUAAUGCGUUUAUAUCACAAUAACGCGAUCGUAAUUGAGUGCACAGGCAGUCUGACCCCGUGUAGUCUAAUUAAGAUAAGCUUUAAGUCCAGGGGAAAGAGUGAAUUCCUCAAGGCCCCACCCUUUGCAGCUCAACAUGGAUGUGAAGAGUAACCCCACCACCACCACCUCUCUCUCCCUCCCUCCCUCCCUCCCUGAGCGUCAUUCAUUUCCCCGUUCAAGCUUGUAUUAUGCUGUUUUUUCCCCCCUCUUCAGUAUCUCCAGGUGUCCACGGUAGAUCUUCUUGUUUUAAAAAGACUUUUUGAGCAUCGCGGUUGGUUCUUCUUCCAGGAUUCUCCAGAGGUUUUAAUAAAUUGAGGUGACCUUCCACUUCCGCACGCAGCUGUGUGACGACGAGCGUACGGUGAUAGAUGACAGCAAAGCGGUUGGAACACCCAUGGAGAUAGUGAUUGGCAACAUGUUUAAACUGGACAUCUGGGAGACCCUGUUGUCCUCUAUGAGGAUCGGUGAAGUGGCGGAGUUCUGGUGUGACAUCGUUCACACUGGUGUCUAUCCACUGGUGUCCAAAAGCAUGCGACGCAUCGCUGAGGGCAAAGACCCAGUCGACUGGCACAUCCAUACGUGCGGCAUGGCCAACAUGUUUGCCUACCACAGCCUUGGCUAUGAAGACCUGGAUGAGCUGAUGAAGGAACCGAAGCCGCUCUACUUCGUCCUGGAGCUGCUCAAGGUGCAGCAGCCCAGCGAGUAUGACAGGGAGUCGUGGGCUCUGAGUGAUGAGGAGAGGCUGAAGGCCGUUCCCGUGCUGCACGGCCAGGGAAACAAACUCUACAAACAGGGACGUUACCAAGAAGCCACACAGAAAUACAAGGAGGCCAUCAUCUGCAUUAAAAAUGUUCAGACCAAGGAGAAAGCAUGGGAGGUCCCGUGGAUGAAGCUGGAGAAGAUGGCCAACACUUUAACGCUUAACUACUGCCAAUGUUUGCUCCGCAUGGAGGAGUACUACGAGGUCAUUGAGCACACAACCGACAUUAUCAAUCAGCACCCAGGCAUAGUUAAGGCCUACUACCUGCGAGGGAAGGCCCACGUGGAGGUGUGGAACGAGGCGGAGGCCCGGCAGGAUUUCAGCAGGGUGCUGGACCUGAACCCGGGCAUGAAAAAGGCUGUCAAGAAGGAACUGGCCAUACUUAACAUGCGUAUGGAAGAGAAGAACGAAGAAGACAAGCUCAAAUACAAAGGCAUGUUUUGACCUGAUUAGACUGAGAGCUGAUCGACUAAAGCAGAAUUCAGCUGUUAAAUAUCAAACCUCUGCACAGGAUACUCACCUACAUGACAGUAUCUGAUAAAAUGAUCCAUCUUAUAAACUGCAAGGUUGUAUCAAACUCCAAAUUAUGUCUGACAAUGUGUAUAAAAAUUAAAGGAAGGACUUUUCACUGUUAAAACCUGACUUAUUGUGGUUUAUAUGUUGUGGAUUUGCAUUAUGAUUAAAUUGUAAUUUAAUAUUUGUUUGUAUUUCUACUCCAUUGUUAAGCAUGGCCAAAAUAUGUACCCAAAUGCUAUAAGUCAGAUUAAAGAGUACAAUAUCUGGCUUUAACUCUUAAACAGUUGGUGUAAUACUCUUAUUAAACCUCUUAAACUAAA